Molecule: messenger RNA, 2346 nt
Organism: Dovyalis caffra
Lineage: Eukaryota; Viridiplantae; Streptophyta; Magnoliopsida; Malpighiales; Salicaceae
Source: the annotation of a GenBank genome assembly
AUGGAGGUGAGCACAGAGGAAGCGGAAACCAAAGACUUUAAGAGUUGUAAGUGUGGUGAAUUUGAGAAGUGGAUAGUAGAAUUAGAAUUGGAGAUUGAAAAGAGAAAGAGUGAGUAUCAAGAACUUGAAGCUAAGUUUAAGGAACUGGGAGAGGCAAAGAAUGGUCUUGAAAAUGAAGUAAAGGGUUUGAGGGCAAAGAAUGGUAAGGUCAAAGAGGCGAAUGGGGUAGUUCAUUUGACAGUGCAGGAAGAGGAAGAUCAGGUGAUGCAGUUAAUGAUUGAGAACAAAGUUUUGGAAUGUGAGAAGAAAACCGCUGAAAGAGAAGUUGAAGUCUGGAAACAAAAAUACAAGGAAUUGGAGUUGUAUGUUUCGAAGCUGGAUGAUUGUGUGGUAUCGAAAGGCGGGGAGCGAGAAUUGAAUCAAGUGAUUAGAGGUAAAGAUGGUGCAGACCCUACUUGUAAUACUCCAGGCACACCUUUCACUGACAUUAUGUGUAACCACACUGUUGGUGGGAAGCUUGGUAUCUAUCUGGAUUCUGAAGGGAAAUCUGGUAGACAAGUUAGGAAGAAUUUAUCAUUUGAAGAAGGUGAAAGUCCCAGCAAGAAGAUGGCUCCAUCAACCCCAGGUUAUGUUCGUCCUGUGGGUCCAAAUGUUAUCAACAUUUGUGACAGUGACGAUGAAUCUGAUAUCAGUGGCAUUCAAAUGGUUACUCCUGAUGACCAGGUAAACGGAAAGGGCAAUGUAAUGUUUCAUUCAUUAGAGGGAACUCCAGAUAGUGAAAAUCAAAAGAUUGCUGAGAUCAUUUUAAAGGGGGCAGUUUGCAGCCAGAUUUGUGAAGAAGAUAUGGAUGCCUGCAAUAAUAAUGUUCCACGUGUUUCUACUCCCAAAAGAAAAAGAGCUGCUAACAUUGUUGCCAGUGAUACUGAGAGUGAUGAAGAUGACAAUGUUCCAAUAUCUAAACUAAAGAAAAUGCAUCUUCAGGAAUCAAUUCCUCAUGAAGCAAGUUUCGAUAGUGUGAGUCUUAUGAGUGACGAUUUUAAAGGUCCUGUAACUCGUUCAAGGCAGCGUUUGGCGACAUUGAGGCAACAUGAAAGAAAAGUUAAGGCAAGGAGCUCUUCAACUAAGACCUCUGCAACCAACUACCAACGAGGAAUUCCUACUACAGAUGAUGUUGAAGAUAGUGAAGAAUCUGAUGACACUGGAUCACACAGUGAAGGUGAGAGCUUAGAUGGUUUUAUUGUGAACGACACCCAUGUAUCUGAUGCUGAUGAUACUUCAAGUCAGUCAGAAGAGAAAUCAGAUGGUGGCAAUGAUGCUUUCAGUCAGCCAGAAGAUGAAGGUGAUGAUGGUUCUAGUCUGUCAGGAGAUGAAUCUGAUGGUGAUACGGACCUUGGUAAGAUUUUGUCUAGAUUUCAAAGGAGCAAGGAUCAUAAGUUCAAGUGGGAGUUUGAGGGAGAUAUGCUCGCUGACUUUGGUAAAGAUCCUGAACUGUGUAUGAAAGCUGUGUGUGCUCUCUAUCGGCAGCAAACUGCUGAGGAAAAAAUUAGCAAGGAAACAUUGCAUGACAACGGUCGGGGAUUUAGCAAAUUUGAUGCUCAGAGGGGCAGUAAGUUGGCUGAGUUUCUCAUUGAUGGAGAUCCCUCUGGGGAUCUAAAGAAAUCUGUCCAGGAGUUGCAAGAACACAACUCGAAUGGGGUUAAACUGUGCCAAAAAUUGGCUACUCACUACUCUAAGCAAUUGUUUCAGAUCUACAAGAACAAAGAGGAUCCUCUUUUCCUCCCUCGUGAUCAGGAGAAUGUUUUAGACAGCAUUUCUCCAAGUGAGCACAUGCAAGGUGACUUCCCAUUCUCUGGAUUACGGAUCAUGGUUCCAGCCCAUCAUGUCACGGACAGGUGGCUGAAAGAAUUGGAAAAAGACAACGUGUUAGGUGUCCUCACGCUGAAAUUAGGUAUGGUUUUGUUAGAACAAGAUGCGUUGGACCAAGAAAAUGCUAUUCAACUUGACUCCAAAUUUUACUUAGUGAACGCUGCACUAGUUUGUUCACAGAACCAUGUCACCCUCAUGAACUCCCCUACAAAAGGCCACCUCCAUAGUUCAUUGUCUGCAGAAGAAAGAGAGAGCAUGGAAUCAGUCACUUUUUGGGCAGGAGGGAGAGUGAAGGAACAGCAAGAGAAGUGUGGAGGGUUUCAGAUGCCCUUGCACUACCCUAGGUACUCAAGAUCUGAGUACGAGACAAUGCCUGAGUGGCAGCUGGAUCGCUUGCUCACGGAAUAUGGACUUCCAGUGGUUGGAAGCGUUGAGCAGAAGAGGAAGUUUUCCAUAGGAGCUUUUCUUUGGCCUCGCUAG